AUGCUUCAAAGCCAAAGACGUGGACUCGAUUGGAUUUUGCUCGUUGUCGAAAGCAGAGGGAUAGCGUAUACCCGACUUGCAUCUACAUGCUGGAUACCCAAGUUUCCAAAUCUUUCCCUGUCAAACGGUGGACCAGGGCCAGCGCCUAGCACGUACCCUUGGUGCCCACCGUGCAACUGCAGUCGUCGUCUCCUGGCACUGCGCUGCUUCUGUGUUAUUGCCCCUCCAGCCCCGCCUCGCGCUGGAUCUCACUCACUGCGUUGUCCACGCUACGGAGUACGCCGCACAUCCGAGGUCCAGGACUGCACACUCCGAAGCCCUCUCGCGUUUCGUUGGUAUUGGUAUAUGACUGUCGACGCGCCAGAGCUUCUUGAGAAGCUGAGAAUCACCGAUGCUGGUGCCAAUGGAGCCGACAUGUCAAGUUCGACUUCGGCCGCAGCAAACGGGACUGGAAAGGAAGUUGACGACGGCUCGGACGACGAUGGCACUGAAAACCCCCCCGCAGUAGCUGCCGAGCACAGCACUGCGAAGAAAAAGAAGAACAAAAAGAGGAAGCCCAAGAAGAAGCAACCCAAGGUCCAGACCGAUCCGCCAUCGAUUCCCCUCUCGCAGCUAUUCCCGAACAACUCCUAUCCCAAGGGUGAAGAGGUCGAGUACAAGGACGAGAAUCGCUAUCGCACGACGAGCGAGGAGAAACGUCACCUCGACAACCUGAAUAGCGACUUCCUCUCGGACUACCGUCAGGCAGCGGAAGCGCAUCGCCAGGUCCGUCAGUGGGCGCAGAGAAACAUCAAGCCCGGUCAAACGCUGCUGGAGAUUGCGAAUGGCAUCGAGGAGAGCGCGCGAUGCCUGGUGGGCCAUGACGGCUUAACGGAGGGGGACUCCUUGAUCGCCGGCAUGGGGUUUCCCACGGGGUUGAACAUCGAUAACAUUGUCGCCCACUACAGCCCCAAUGCCGGCUGCAAGACCGUCCUGGCGCAGAACAAUGUCCUCAAGGUCGAUAUUGGCAUUCAUGUCGGCGGUCGCAUUGUCGACAGUGCCUUCACCAUGGCGUUUGAUCCCAUGUACGAUAACCUGCUCGCGGCGGUCAAGGAUGCCACCAACACGGGGGUGCGCGAAGCGGGCAUCGAUGUCCGUGUGGGCGAACUAGGCGGCUACAUCCAGGAGGCGAUGGAAAGCUACGAGUGCGAAAUCCGCGGCAAGACGUACCCGAUCAAGGCGAUUCGCAACCUGUGUGGCCACACGAUCCUGCCGUACUCCAUCCAUGGCACCAAGAAUGUCCCCUUUGUCAAGUCGAACGACAUGACCAAGAUGGAGGAAGGGGACGUCUUUGCCAUCGAAACCUUUGGGAGUACCGGCAGUGGCCGAUACGUCGAAGGAGGCGAGGUCUCCCAUUACGCCCUGCGCGGGGACGCGGACCGAAAAGACUUGACGUUGUCUUCGGCCAGGUCCCUCUUGACAGCCAUCAAGAAGAACUUUAGCACGAUCCCCUUCUGCCGGCGCUAUUUGGACCGGAUUGGCCAAGAGAAGUAUCUCCUCGGUCUGAAUUACCUGGUGAAAUCCGGCAUUGUGGAAGACUAUCCCCCUCUGAACGAGAAGCCAGGGACGUAUACGGCCCAGUUCGAACACACCAUUCUGCUUCGACCCACCGUCAAAGAGGUGAUUAGUCGUGGCGACGACUACUAG
Molecule: messenger RNA, 1686 nt
Organism: Aspergillus fumigatus Af293
Lineage: Eukaryota; Fungi; Ascomycota; Eurotiomycetes; Eurotiales; Aspergillaceae
Gene: metAP
Product: putative methionine aminopeptidase, type II
Exons: 5
Coding region: 1-1686 (561 amino acids)
Biological process (GO): proteolysis
Molecular function (GO): metalloaminopeptidase activity
Source: RefSeq, a predicted model, not a curated record